This is a messenger RNA of Aureobasidium pullulans EXF-150, 1113 nucleotides long. RefSeq lists its product as uncharacterized. NCBI's taxonomy places the organism in Eukaryota, Fungi, Ascomycota, Dothideomycetes, Dothideales, Saccotheciaceae. The record is from RefSeq and is a predicted model, not a curated record. The transcript has a single exon. The coding region runs from base 220 to 795 and encodes 191 amino acids.
CGACUAAAGAUACGGCUUUUCAAGGAAAUCCAGCGCUGCCACGACAAACCACCUCGCGCUCCUUGUUUUAGCAGAGACAAUUGCCAAGAUACCGCUCGCAUGGACAAGUCUCCCAUCGAUCAGCAAGGCGUAGCUUCUCCUCGCAGCGCGUAACAGCAAGGCACCGCUAGCGUGGACAAGUCCUCAAAUGACCAGCCCCAACCGCCUCCCCUACCACCCAUGAAGCAGCAAGGCAACGGUCGCUUGGACAACUCCUCACACGACCGGCGAAACCCGCCUCCUCUGCCUGCUAUCAUAGUCAUGGAGAAGCAUCGCCGAGCAGCCCUCUCAGCUAGUCAAACCCCUCACGCAACUCACAAACCAAGAAUUGAGCUUGAACGUGGCGCGUCUGAGACAUCGUGUGCUCAUUGGUUCGACGAUCUUAAGGAUCCAGAAGACGCGAAACUUGAUCCAGAGAAAUAUUCGCAUGAAGAAGAACCAAAGAAACGUUCGAAAACUGUUGACAGCAAUACGUCAAAGACUUGGUGGAUCAGAGACUCGCUUGCGCAUGAUCGCUCAGCAACCGGUUUCCACCAGAAGAAUCGGCGCAGAGAAAUUUACCACGUGUACUCUGAUCAGACAACAGGCGUCGAAAUUGAAAUUGUUGAAGAACACAAGAUGUAUAAGGCAUAUAUCCCAAGUUUGAGCAUCAAGAAAUGCCUUCCCCUAUGGGACUACAAAUACAUAGACAUGGAUGUCUUCAUUGUAAGGACUAUGCAGAUGACGGCGGAAAGACCUGUUAACGUAAUCAACUAAUGGCAUCGAGGCCAACAAGCAAGCAGAUAUAUAAAUCGUAGUCUGGCCUGACUACCACGGACACCUCCACGGCAAUAGCAAAGAUUGUGGAGCGUUUUCCGCAAGAGUUUCACGACGACAUGGUCUCUAAACCCGAAAGCAACGUCUCUGCCACGAUCGUCGACUUUUUCUUAUUAAGCUCUCUUCUUUCGUUACAGCCCGCUCGAAAGGUUAAGGACAGGUAGCAUAGAGAACAAUUGACACAAGAACUGUGGAUCCAUGAGCUUUUCUCUCGAAAUUGACAUCUCUGCAAUCUCAUACUUACAGGAUUCAAUGCAU